Molecule: messenger RNA, 4692 nt
Organism: Phialemonium atrogriseum
Lineage: Eukaryota; Fungi; Ascomycota; Sordariomycetes; Cephalothecales; Cephalothecaceae
Exons: 1
Coding region: 489-4340 (1283 amino acids)
Cellular component (GO): nucleus
Molecular function (GO): poly(A) RNA polymerase activity; RNA binding
Source: RefSeq, a predicted model, not a curated record
GGAAUGCCAAUCAUCUUCACAACUAUCUUCGCCUAUACUUGUGCCCAACUUCGUCUCUGAUCAAUUCCAUCAACUGCGGGUCUAUCCUCAUGCCCCUGGCCGGCACAGCCCAGCAUGGGAGGCUGGUGAGUCACCGGCCAAUAUUCCCAGGUAAUUAGCUGGGCUUCAUAUGAAUUGAUUCAGUGUGAUUCACCAUAGCUGCUGGGAGUCACCCGCCGCAGUUGCUAGGCGUAAUUUCAAUUGAGCUUUGUCUGAUACUGCAGAGGAAGUUGUAUUUUAAUAAGAUCCCCAAUCAUCCCCAUUCUCUGAGAGUGGUCAUAGACAGUUUCUGUCUGCCAGCAAGCGUUGUCUUUUCUCAUUGCUUCUUAAUUCAAGACUUCAUUACAAGCUGCCAUCGCAAGGCAAACGGACUGCAUAGCACGUCCACCAACUACCUCAUCAAAUCCGAAGAAGCUCACCUCAGGAUCAACAAACAACGAAACCACGCCAUGGCAGCUGCCGAGACUUUUUCAGACUCUGGAGCUAUCUCCAUCAACUCACACGACACGGCUCUAUGCUUCAUUCCUGAUCAAGAUGAUUGGCCGUCCAUUGAUCGAUUUCGGGCCCUCUACGACAAGGCAUAUGGGAACUGGCCGCCGCAUGUUAACCUAGUCUACCCGUUUGUCCGCCCGGAUAGUCUGUAUCGGGCAGCCAAGCUUAUCCAAGACGGACUGCAGCGUUGGAAAGAGGAGAGGGGAGAACCGUCGGUGCACAUUUCGUUGAACGCCGCCGAUGUCUUUACUCGUAGGCAUGAUAACACGCUCUUCCGAUGCGACAGCGAUAGCGAACGUACAUCCGAGAUCAACAAGUUGCGGCGGACUAUCCUGCAGUCGUUGGGACAUCCCGAGGGAAAUUAUCGUUUGCACAUGACUGUUGCCCAGAGCGAGGAUGUCAACUCAAGCGCCCACAAGUUCCUGCUGAACAAAAUCGGCCUCAUGCCCACUCUACAGUGGGAUGCCGGCACAAUAUGCGUCCUCGUCCGGGAACGGAUGCAGAUAGACGGCAGUGCGGUGAGCCGGAUGAAACUAUGGGGCAUAAUCAACCUGUCCACGGGCUGCUCCCUCACACGCCACGCGGAGCCUCGAGGUUUCUACGAGACGGGAUGGGCAGCUUCAUCUUCGAGUAAUGGGGGCGAGGCUGGAGAGAGAGACCAGCUCCAGACCAGGCCCCCUUAUUAUCUCGACGACGAGACCAGGUUGUGGCAGCCGUUUUCCUCUUCGAAGCUGGAUUCCACUGAACCGCCCAAGGAGCUCGUUGUCUCCAGCUACAAUGUCCUGGGUGAGUUCUCCUGGCCACCUUCGCAGGCCAGGUACCCCCUUAUCAUCAAGAACAUCCUCUCGGCGCAGGCAUCGGCCGACGUACUAGUGCUUCAGGAAGCGACCGACGAUUUCCUGUCCUACCUCCUCAAGGACGAGGGUGUCCGCAAGCUGUAUCCUUUCACGUCUCACGGACCUCCCGACCAAGCCGACAUCGAGCCGCUCCCGAGCCACCUCAAUAUCCUCGUCCUGAGCAGGUGGGCGUUCGACUGGGAAUGGGUGUCCUUCCGCCGAAAACACAAGGCCUCCAUCGUUGCCAGGUUCAAGGACAUCGGGAAGUGGGAGGGCCAGGUGUUCUUGCCCACCGUCCUCGCAGCCGUUCAUCUGACCUGUGGCUUGACGGACGGCGCCAUAGCUGACAAGAAGAUUGACGUCCAGAGGAUUCUGAAAUAUCUGUCCAAGUCAUACCCGGAAAACCCAUGGAUCCUCACAGGUGAUUUUAACCUUAGCACGUCCUCCUUCUCAAUCGACGGGGCCUUGAGGAAGAAGGCGAUCUCGGCUCACAGCGCCGGCGUCCUAGCCGGCUUCGAGCACAUGUUCUCGCAGGCGAAACUUGCCGACGCCUGGGCUGUAUCUCGGCUUGAGGACGGCGACCACUCCGGCGGGGAGCAGGGCCAGGUCCAGAACCAGGGAUUGGCCCAGGACGUCGUCGACGGCGAGCAAGGCGCGACGUACGACCCGACCGUCAACGAGGUGGCGGCGGGUAUCGUCGGAAGCGGCUACAACAUGCGCCCGCAGAGAUACGACAGGAUUCUCGUGCGGGGAGAGGGCGCCCUGGCCAUUUCGCGCUUCAACAGGUUCGGCUUUCUCAAGGAGAGAAUCAGCAGCGACGAGGGCGCCGAGCCCACCUAUGCCAGCGAUCACUGGGGGGUCCGCUGCGUCAUGACGGUCCGACCCGCCGAGUUGGAUCGGCUCUCCGACGAGGUCAGCAGCCUGGUCGUCCCGGUGCACCCGAUGCCUGCCUUGGGACGACUUUCGGGCGAUGGGGCUGUAGAGGACUGCCUCGAGGAACUCGGCCUCUUCCCGUCCGAGGAAGAGGUUGAGAAGCGACAGUCGGUGCUCGAUCUCCUAAAGCGAGUCUUGCUCGAGACGCAAGGGGGGGGGUCAGGGGACAACCCUUCCUAUUCCAAGUCACGAGCAUCCGUCAUUAUUGUCCCCGUCGGUUCGUACGGACUGGGCGUUUGGACCACAUCAUCGGAUAUCGACUGCCUCUGCAUCGGGCCAUUCAGCGCCAAGACGUUCUUCGCUCUCGCAAGCCAACGGCUGAGGAAAGCAAGCGGCGGAGGAGUCAAAGUCCUGCGAAGAGUCAGGGCGAACACCGGCACGAUGCUGGAGCUUGAAAUCCUGGGAAUCAAGGUGGAUCUGCAGUACUGCCCCGCGACCUCCAUCGCCGAGAACUGGCCCCAUGCCUUGAAGCUGCCCCUCUCGAACCCCAUCUGGAGCCUGCCGGUCCCGACCUUGUCCAAGCUCAAGGCCAUCCGCGACCUUGACUACCUCCGGCGGUCUGUCCCGGACCUAGACAAGUUCCGCGUCGCCCACCGGCUGAUCCGGGCCUGGGCCGUGUCACGGGGCAUCUUCUCUGCCAAGUUCGGCUUCCUCGGCGGCUUCCACAUCUCGAUCCUGCUCGCCCGCGUCUACAAGCUGCUCGCCCACGACGCCGGCUCCGCGGCCUCUCCCGCCCUCCCCGUCAUCCUCGCCACCUUCUUCAACCACUACGCCUCCUUCGACUGGAAGAGCAAAAUGGCCUUCGACCCCUUCUUCCACAGGCAGCGCCUCCCCUACACCCGCACGGCCCGCGAGCCCCUCGCCAUUCUAGGCUACUUCCCCCCGAGCCUCAACACGGCCCACGCCGCCUCGGCGCUGACCGUGCGCACCAUCGCCGAGGAGUUCAAGCUAGCCGACGAGCGCAUCCGCCGCUCCCCCCGGGGCGGGACGUGGACGCAGUUCCUCCGCGACGGCGGGGGCGGCGGGGGCGGCGGGGGCGGCGUGGCCGACUUCCUUGCCUCCUACGGGACCUACGUCCGCGUCGACCUGCAGUACUGGGGCGCAUCCCUCUCCAGGGGGAUCCAGCUCGCCGGCUGGCUCGAGAGCCGCCUCGUUAUGCUCCUCGUCGACCUCCACCGCCGCCUGCCGGCCGUCCACGCGCGCAUCUGGCCCGCGCGCUUCGUCAGGGAGUCCGCCUCCGCCGCCGCAGCGGGGGAACAACAACACCAACAAGAACAACAGCAGCAGCAUCAGGAAUCUGCCGAAGCGGCCGGCUCCUGCGAGUACCAGGGCCACUACCUGAUCGGGCUCGACCGGGCCGGCGGGGACGUACAACCAAGGAUCUCCACCACCACCGCCGCCGCCGCCGACGUGGAGGGGGAGGGGGAGCUGCGGUCCGUCCUGCGGCGGUUCGAGGAGCAGAUCCGCGGCGACGCGCGAUACUUUGACGCCCGCAGCUGCUGGGUCGGUGCCGACCUCGUGGAGAGGGGCAACUUGGACGAGGACAUGGUCGUCGACGCGCGCGAGUGGGGUGAGUACGCGCCCGGGGAGGAGGAGACGGAUGACGACGAUGACAAUGACGAGGAGGGGGAGGAGGAGGAGGAGGAAGAGGAUCGGAUUUGGGGGACGGAAGGAGAAGAGGGGGACGGCGAUGACGACUACGCGAGGAGAAAGAAGAACAAGAAGAACAAGGGCAGGAAGGGUGCGCAGACGCCGCCGCCCCUCCCGAGGAUGGAGCCCGGGAAGAAGCUCCGCACGGCCGCGGACGUGAUGAACCGGCUGAGGUGGGACCCGGGCCUGGACAGCGGCGACUACGUCGUCGGGUACGAGGACCGUUUCGUCGGGGCGCAGGAGAAGGCGCUCGACGCCUGGCGAACCGAGCAGACGGACGAGGAGUUCAUCCCCCAGCACCGGAUCCUCUACUUCAAGCGCAAGACCGACGGCGUCCUUGUGUGGGAGAAGCGGACGAGGAAGGACGACGUGUUUGGGAGUGGGAUAUAGAUGGACGGGGGGGACUGAUUGUAUAUAUAUGUGUGUGUAUUGUAUGACGUAUAUGCAUAUUUGUGUAUACAUAGAUACACCAGAGAACAUCAUCCUCGCGUCCCACCUUGGAUCCCCACGUUCCAUACUUAUCAUGUCUCGAGCACCGAUAGCCCAUCGUCUCCAUUCUGGAAGGCCAGUUGCUGCCUCAAGAUCCGGGCCACUAUCCCCUUGCAAGUCGAACCCUUCGGUCAACAGCCUGGUGCACACAAAGAGAGAGAAAGACCUUUGACCGAACCGGGGGUAUCACAUCGUAUUUCGUCGAGACUGGAUGUAUCCUUUACAUCUUGUGUGUUCAUCACCCUCAAUCAGC